CCGAGCAAUGAUGCAUCUUCAGAAGGGAAUCGAUCAUGAGCGGCGAAAGAAUCUCAGUUUACGCAAGCAUCUUCACGAAUCGGAUAUAAUCAUUAUUGGCCUGCAAAAUCAGCUAAAGAAUACACACUAUCGGGAAGUGGAGCGUGUCGGAAGUGUAAGCUGUCCGUCGUGCGGCUCGACGAUCGUCGGCGCCGGCGAAGCAUUAUGCGCUCUCACACACUCAAAUGCAAAUCUUUACGACGGCUCUUUUGUAUCAAAUGCCAGCGAUGUGCCGGAUGAAGUGAAAAGUUUUUGUUUACGAAAAUGUAGCGUACGUACGACGGCAGCCUCACCGAGAUCAUCGCGAACCGUUUUCGAGUCAGUGGAUUUUCAGCAUGAUUGUUUGGAUGACAUUGCUAAAUGUACCAUCAGAUCGCCUCGUAGUCCGUUGAAGCGCUCCUAUUCGGACAGCGAAUUGCCUUCCAUGAUUGCAGCGAUUGAGGCGGAAAACAGCUCACAGGAAUGCUUAGCGCCUCGGCAGCACUUACCCACUCGUGGCGAAUUGCUUGCAGAAAGUUUGGAUGGCACUAGUUUUUCGUCAGACGACGAUGCAACAACAAUUGAACUGUGGUCGAAACAGCUGCGACGGCGCGGCGACAAUGUACGUUUCAUUCCUCCACGGCGAGUAGUACGGCAAGCUACGUUCCGACAUUUCGGCCGAAGGGAACAAAGUGCGCUGGCGGAAUUUGAUUAUUUGCAAGAACUGAGCACGGAUGCCAGUGGAAUAGUGACGAGCUCGGACUAUUCCUCGCCCGAGGGGCGUCUGUUCGACAAGAAACCGAAGGUGCAGAAGAGCGGAGUGCUUUGCCGACUG
Messenger RNA from Gongylonema pulchrum, 853 nucleotides. NCBI's taxonomy places the organism in Eukaryota, Metazoa, Nematoda, Chromadorea, Rhabditida, Gongylonematidae. The record is from the annotation of a GenBank genome assembly.